AUGGAGCUCCUGGGAGCAACAAGUGCUGUCCUCCUGGUUUGCAUUGUUUGCCUGCUUUCCUUCACAGCAUGGAGAAAGAGGUUUGGAAAGGGGAAGAUGCCUCCUGGACCAAUUCCCCUUCCCAUUCUAGGGAACAUGCUACAGGUGAAACCAAAGGACCUGGCCAAAACCCUCCAAAAGCUCACUGAAAAGUACGGGCCAAUGUUCACGGUGUACCUGGGCUCAGAACCCGUGGUGGUGCUGCAGGGACAUGAUGUGGUGAAAGAAGCCUUGAUUGAUCAUGCGGACGAAUUUGCUGCCAGAGGACACAUGCCUAUAGGAGAGAGGGCUAACAAUGGAUUAGGCAUUAUUUUCAGCAACAACGAGGGGUGGUUACAAGUUCGUCGAUUUGCUCUCAGCACUCUACGCAACUUUGGGAUGGGUAAGAGGAGCAUUGAGGACAGGAUCCAAGAGGAAGCUGAGUGCUUGCUGGAAGAGAUCACCAAAACAAAGAGAAUGCCAUUUGACCCGACCUACAUGCUGAGCUGUUCUGUCUCCAAUGUUAUAUGUUCUGUCAUCUUUGGGAACCGAUACGACUAUAAAGACAAGAAGUUCCUGGCCCUGAUGAACAACAUGAACAACACCUUUAAGUUGAUGAACUCCUACUGGGGACAGCUCUACCAGAUGUACCCAAAGAUCAUGGAUCACUUGCCUGGGCCUCACAACAAAAUAUUCACAGAAAUUGAUUCUCUAAAAGCCUUUGUGUCAGAGGAGGUGAAGACGCACCAAGCUUCCCUAGAUCCCAGCUCCCCUCGGGAUUUCAUUGACUGCUUCCUCAACAAAAUGCAAGAGGAGAAGGAUCGUGCCAAUUCCCAUUUCCACUUGAAGAACUUGAUAACCAGCACCUUUGAUUUGUUCGUUGCUGGAACUGAGACAACUAGCACCACCAUAAGAUACGGACUUCUGCUUCUUCUCAAACAUCCAAAAAUACAAGAGAAAGUUCAGGAAGAGAUUGACCGGGUGGUGGGACGAUCACGAAGACCCUGUGUGGCCGACCGGAUGCAGAUGCCCUACACAGAUGCUGUGGUCCACGAAAUCCAGCGCUUCAUCUCCCUCACCCCCUUGAGUCUUCCUCAUGCUGUGACCAAAGAUAUCCACCUCAAGGAGUAUGUAAUUCCUAAGGGCACCACAGUCUUUCCCAUUCUCAGUUCUGUUCUCCAUGACAAUAAAGAGUUUGCAAACCCAGAAGAGUUUAACCCUGGACAUUUCUUGAAUGAGAAUGGCACCUUUAGGAAGAGCGAGUUCUUCAUGCCAUUCUCAGCAGGGAAGCGAAUAUGUGUUGGAGAGGGCCUAGCACGCAUGGAGAUAUUCUUACUCAUCACCAUCAUCUUGCAGAACUUUACCUUGAAGCCUGUUGUUGAUCCCCAGGAACUCAGCAUAACCCCGAUACUGAGUGGAACAGGAAACGUACCUCCUAUUUACCAGCUCUGUGCUAUCCCUCGCUGA
Rhea pennata is the source of this 1485-nucleotide messenger RNA. Its product is annotated as cytochrome P450 2C19-like. Gene Ontology annotation, molecular function: arachidonate epoxygenase activity; oxidoreductase activity, acting on paired donors, with incorporation or reduction of molecular oxygen, reduced flavin or flavoprotein as one donor, and incorporation of one atom of oxygen; iron ion binding. NCBI's taxonomy places the organism in Eukaryota, Metazoa, Chordata, Aves, Rheiformes, Rheidae. Gene Ontology annotation, cellular component: cytoplasm; intracellular membrane-bounded organelle. The transcript is spliced from 9 exons. Gene Ontology annotation, biological process: epoxygenase P450 pathway; xenobiotic metabolic process. The coding region runs from base 1 to 1485 and encodes 494 amino acids. The record is from RefSeq and is a predicted model, not a curated record.